UAUGUCUCAGUCGAUGUUAUAUUCCAUUGAUCUUGCAUUAAGAUUCGUACAAAAAUUUCUUUUCAAUUUUUUCUUUUUCUUCUCAUAUACUAUAUCACUUGAGUGAGACUUAGUUAAGUCUCAGUCGACUGAGACCUAGACACACCCAUUAAAUAUGUACCACAUAAGCAAACUUGUAUUGAAGUGUGUGAUGUUACUCCUAAGUUCGUGCUGACUAGCCUGAGACUGAGAGGGAGCGCCCAGGAUGCAGAAGUCAAGAGCACAGUACAGUACUACAGUAGCACUUUCUCCUCCCACGUCGUGAGGGCUAGAUCCUAUAUGCCCUCGCUAUAAAAUGCCCGGUCCUCGCGGUACAACCUCACCAGCCAUCCAUCGCCGUCGGCUCAGUCACUCCGCUGCUAGCUGGAGGUGCAUGUCACAUGCGAUGCGAUCGAGCUAGCUAGCCGGAGGUGAGCCGAACUGGAGGCGGCCGGCGGCCAGAGCGGAGGAGAUCGAUCGAUCGGGAGCUCGAGCUCGAGCUCGGCGUGGAGAUGGGCAGGGCGCCGUGCUGCGACAAGGCAAGCGUGAAGAAGGGCCCGUGGGCGGCGGAGGAGGACGCCGUGCUCAGGGCCUACGUCGCCGAGCACGGCACCGCCGGCAACUGGAUCGCGCUCCCCCGCAAGAUCGGGCUCAACAGGUGCGGCAAGAGCUGCCGGCUGCGGUGGCUCAACUACCUCCGCCCCAACAUUCGGCACGGCGGCUUCACCGACGAGGAGGACCGGCUGAUAUGCAGCCUCUACGCUAGCAUCGGGAGCAGGUGGUCGACCAUCGCCGCGCAGCUGCCGGGGAGGACGGACAACGACGUCAAGAACUACUGGAACACCAAGCUCAAGAGGCGCCUGCUCGGCGGCGGCCGCCGCUCGAUCAGGUACGCGCUACCGCUGCCGCAGCAGCCGCGCCUCCUCCUCAUGAGCCCCACGGGUGGCGGCGCCGCCUCGACGGCGCUGGAGCGGAUGCAGCUAAGCGUGCAGCGGCGCCACGUCGGCAUCCAAGACGCCCCGGGGCUCCCCUUCUACGGCAACCUCUGGCCAGCCCAGCAGUCUGUGCUCUCUCCUGCCGCUGGUUACUCCGGGUUCUGGUCUCAUAUCCAAACCAGUACCAACCCGGGCCGGGUUAACGUGCAAGAUCAUCAGCGCGCCUGGGGCAGCAGCGGCGGCGGCGGCACCACGCCGCUGGUCACGAGCCCCGCCGGCGAGACAGCGGUGGGCGUAGGGAGCUCCAGCUCGACACCGGCAGCGAGCUCCGUGACUUUCGACGGCGACAUGGAGGACGAGAUCGAGAUGCUGCUCCAGCAGAUAGGGUGCUUGGAGGAGGAAGACAGCCGCCUGCUGAUCGGCGGCGAGGCGGGCAGCGCUGGUUCUUGGAGCUCCUGCUCUACCCCAGGAGUGGACUCAGUGUUCCAGGACUAUGUACAAGGACACGGGCAGCAGAACUAUAUGUAGUGCAUUUCAGACCUGAACAUGAUCCGUAUCCGGUAUACUAUAGUCUAUAGGUAUGUAAAUAUGUAUGCUAGUUCAGUAGCUUCUUUUUUGAAGAUCUGGCUUGAUAUGAGUGUAUCGUAAAUGCAGAACCAAUAUAUGGGAUAUCA
Molecule: messenger RNA, 1627 nt
Organism: Aegilops tauschii subsp. strangulata
Lineage: Eukaryota; Viridiplantae; Streptophyta; Magnoliopsida; Poales; Poaceae
Product: transcription factor MYB36
Source: RefSeq, a predicted model, not a curated record